This is a messenger RNA of Dromaius novaehollandiae (emu), 7219 nucleotides long. Its product is annotated as proteasome adapter and scaffold protein ECM29-like. The transcript has 50 exons. Gene Ontology annotation, biological process: proteasome assembly. Gene Ontology annotation, cellular component: nucleus; cytoplasm. The record is from RefSeq and is a predicted model, not a curated record. Lineage: Eukaryota; Metazoa; Chordata; Aves; Casuariiformes; Dromaiidae. The coding region runs from base 227 to 5869 and encodes 1880 amino acids. Gene Ontology annotation, molecular function: molecular adaptor activity.
GAGAGGACAUCCUAACCAACUCCACCCUCUCCUACACGGCGCUCCUAGUUUGAAGAGAUUAUUGCAGAGUAAAUUCCAUCCUUUCUCCUCCUCUCUCAGCUGGCAACAUGUCUGCGGCAGUUUCUGCUGCCCAGGAUGAGCUCAGCCACCUGAUCAGGAAGAGGAAGUAGAUGAGGCCUUCUACAGACAGCUGGAAGUAGCCUCACGAUCACAGGCCCUGGUUCUCAUGGGGGACUUGAACCACCCCGAUAUCUGCUGGAAAGAAAACACAGCUAGGCACAAACAGUCCGGGAGGUUCCUGCAGAGCAUUGAUGAUAACUUUUGGACACAGGUGAUGGAGGAGCCAAUGAGGAGAGAUCAACUUGAACGCGUGUUCUUGCACCUUGGCCAUGCAGAAACAGAUGAACAGUUACAGAAUGUUAUCUCCAAAUUCCUACCCCCUGUUCUCCUCAAGCUAUCCAGCACACAGGAAGGAGUUCGUAAAAAGGUCAUGGAGCUGUUGGUUCACCUGAAUAAGCACAUCAGAAGUUGUCCAAUAAUUCAGCUUCCAGUAGAGACUUUACUAGUUCAAUAUCAAGAUCCUGCUGCGGUGUCUUUUGUCACUAAUUUUACCAUAAUUUAUGUUAAGAUGGGAUACCCUCGUUUGCCUGUGGAAAAACAAUGUGAAUUGGCACCAACUCUUCUCACUGCGAUGGAAGGGAAACCUCAACUACAGCAAGAUAGCCUAAUGCAUCUUCUAAUACCAACCCUUUUUCACAUGAAAUAUCCUAUUGAACCACUGAAACCAUUUAAUCUUGCUGAAAAACCAAAGGCUGUACAGCUGCUCUUGGAUUUUAUGUUGGAUGUCCUUCUUAUGCCUUAUGGAUAUGUAUUGAAUGAAUCCCAGAAUCGACAAAAUGUGCCCUUGCCACAGGGCUCUUCAACAAAUCGCACAGGAGGUUCUAGAAUCCAUCAGCCUCCUCCAGGGAUGAGCUUUUAUGCAGCCAAACGGGUAAUUGGAGAUAGCUCAUGGACACCAGAACAGCUGGAACAGUGUAAAUCGGGGAUAGUGAAGUUCAUUGAAGCUGAGCAGGUGCCAGAGCUUGAAGCUGUUAUACAUCUGGUUGUAGCCUCCAGUGACACACGACACAGUGUUGCAACUGCAGCAGAUCUUGAACUGAAGAGCAAACAAAGCUUAAUUGACUGGAAUAAUGCUACUAUCAUCAACAAAAUGUAUAAAGUGUACCUUGGGGAUAUACCACUGAAAAUUAAGGAGGGAACUGUUCUGAAACCAGAACUGAAACGAGAACCUGUCAGCACCCGUGUUAAAUUAAAGAUUGUUCCUCAUCUUCUGCGGUCCAGACAAGCUGCAGAAACAUUCCCAGCUAACAUUCAGGUGGUUUAUGAUGGGCUCUUUGGUGCAAAUACAAAUGCAAAACUCAGAAUUCUGUCCCUGCAGUUCGUGCAUCAUAUUUGUGUCAUUUGUCCAGAAAGUAAAAUAAAGCCCUUAGGCCCGAUGCUUUUAAAUGGACUUACAAAGCUGAUCGAUGAAUACAAAGAGGAUCCCAAACUGUUGUCAAUGGCGUAUUCAGCAGUUGGAAAACUCUCCGGCCGAAUGCCUCAGCUCUUUGCCAAGGAUAUAGCUCUGGUACAGCAGUUUUUUGAAGCCUUAUGUAAGGAAGAGGCUGAUACCAGGCUCGCUAUUCAGGAGGCCUUGUCUAUGAUGGUUGGAGCAUAUAGCAGCUUGGAAGGAGCCCAGCAUACUCUGAUGGAAGCUCUUGUGGCUUCAUACCUAAUAAAGUCUGAAGUCCAAGUACGUCAGGUGGCCGUGAAGUAUGCCAGCACAGUAUUCCCUCCAGAUCACAUCCCUUCCAGAUACUUACUACUGUUAGCUGCAGGAGAUCCGCGGGAGGAGGUACAUAGAGAAGCCCAGCGGGUGCUGAGAAUGUUUCCUGGUAAAAGUGAAAAGGAGAGUGCUAGGAAUCAGAUGCCUUCCUUCCCUGAAAUGGUCCAUUACAUUCAAGACAAGGCCUCUCAUCGAAUGAAAACGCCAGCUAAAUACAUGACUGGAACUGCAGCCUUGCCUUUCAAUCCUGCCACAUUUGGAGAGAUAGUCCUGUACCUGCGGAUGUGCCUUGCUCACAGUGCAGGUGUGGUACCAACUUUGCAGAGCUUGGCAGACAUGCAAGAUCAUGCUCCAGCCAUUGGACGUUACAUAAGAAACCUCAUGUCUGGCAACCAUGUAUCUUCCUCUUCCUUCUCCUCCUCUUCAAAAAGUGUAGAAACCAACCCUGUACAGAUAUAUAUUGGCCUUCUUCAGCAGCUGUUAUCUGGUGUUGGAGGUUUGCCAGUCAUGUAUUGUCUUCUAGAAGUUGUUUCAGUGUAUCCAGAAAAGCUAGCUGCCAGAUUUGUUGACAAAAUAGAUUGGAUAAAGAGUCUGAUGAACACGAACAAAGAAGAAAUGCGUGAGCUUGCAGCCCUGUUUUAUUCUGUAGUGUUGUCUACAGUGUCUGGAGAUGAACUUAAGGCCUCUGUACAGCAGCUGAUCAAGAUGACAAAAGACAAUCAUAGCCCGGAGGUCCAACACAGCUCCUUGUUGGCUUUGGGAUUCACAGUAGGAAGGUACUUAGCCAAAAGGAAAAUCAGAGCAACGGAACUACGUGACAUAGAACAGCCAAACACUGCAGUCGUGCUGGAACAAGAACAGCUUGUAAAGUCAACGACAGAGACGAUAGGGUUUUUUUUGGACAGCACCUCUCCUCUCCUCGUGGUGGCUGCUUGCACAGCUCUGGGGGAGAUUGGCAGGAAUAGCCCCUUGCCAAUCCCCAGUGAAGGCACAGGAUUUACAAAGCUCCAACUUGUUGAAAGUUUAUUGGCCCGAAUCCCUUCUAGCAAGGAAACAAAUAAGAUGAAAGAACAAGCAAUACAAACAUUAAGUUACUUUCCAGUGGGAGAUGGAGAUUUCCCCCACCAGAAACUACUGUUGCAAGGACUAAUGGAUUCUGUGGAGGCCAAACAAAUAGAACUCCAGUUCACCGUUGGUGAAGCCAUUACCAGUGCUGCCAUAGGAACUAGCUCGGUGGCUGCCCGUGAUGCAUGGGCAGUCACAGAGGAGGAAUAUACCUCUCCUGCAGAUGCGAAAGUGAAUGACGUGGUCCCCUGGGUUCUAGACCUCAUUUUGAACAAACACAUUGUCAGCCCCAACCCAUGCAUCAGGCAAGCAGCCUGCAUCUGGCUUCUGUCAAUGGUGAAGAAGCUGAGCACACAUGAAGAAGUUAAGUCUCACCUCAAGGAUAUUCAAGGUGCAUUUGUUUCAUUUCUGUCAGAUAGUGAUGAGCUUAGUCAAGACAUUGCUUCAAAAGGUCUUGGGCUGGUGUAUGAACUAGGAAACGAACAGGAUCAGCAAGAGCUAGUCACCAUGCUCAUUGAUACUCUUAUGACUGGGAAAAGAGCUAAACGUGAGGUGACUGGAGAAACUAUGGUGUUUCAGGGAGGCCUGAGCAAAACCCCAGAUGGUCAAGGUUUCUCUACUUACAAGGAACUUUGUUCGCUGGCUAGUGACCUCAGCCAGCCAGACCUGGUGUAUAAAUUCAUGAAUCUAGCCAACCACCAUGCCAUUUGGAACUCACGGAAGGGAGCAGCUUUUGGUUUCAGUGUGAUAGCUACCAAAGCUGGAGAGCAGCUGGCUCCAUUUUUGCCCCAGCUUCUCCCCCGGCUCUACUGUUACCGGUUUGACCCCAACCUGGGCAUUCGACAGGCAAUGACCAGCAUUUGGAACGCCUUGGUCACUGACAAAUCUAUGGUUGAUAAGCAUGUGAAGGAAAUUCUUGGAGAUCUGAUCAGCAACCUAACCAGCAGUCUGUGGAGGCUCAGGGAAUCCAGCUGUCUAGCACUGAAUGACUUACUAAGAGGAAGACCUUUGGAUGACAUUAUAGACAAGCUUUCAGUGAUCUGGGAAAUCCUGUUUAGCAUGCAAGAUGACAUUAAGGAGUCUGUGCGAAAGGCAGCAGAGUUGGCCCUAAAAACUUUAAGCAAGGUCUGUGUGAAAAUGUGUGAUCCCUCUAAAGGGGUAGCAUGCCAGAAGACUAUAGCUGUAUUGCUGCCUUGCCUCCUAGACAAAGGAAUAGUGAGCACAGUCACUGAAGUCCAGGCUCUCAGCAUUAACACUCUUGCGAAGAUCAGUAAAAGUGCUGGGGCUAUGCUGAAACCUCAUGCGCCAAAACUCAUCACAGCCCUUCUGGAGUCCUUGAAUGUGCUGGAGCCCCAAAUCCUCAAUUAUUUGAGUGUCUGUGCUACAGAUCAGGAGAAAACUGCAGUGGAUGGUGCCAGAGUUAGUGCUGCAAAAUCAUCUCCCAUGAUGGAAACAAUUAAUGUGUGCUUGCAGUAUUUGGAUGCAUCUGUCCUGGGUGAGCUGGUUCCUCGGCUCUGUGAACUGAUCAAAAGUGGAGUAGGUUUUGGCACAAAGGGAGGCUGUGCCAGUGUAAUUGUGUCAUUGACCACACAGUGUCCCCAGGAUUUAACACCUUAUUCGGGCAAAUUCAUGAGUGCUUUACUCAGCAACUUGACUGAUUGUGACAGCGUGGUACAGAAGUCUAUUGCCUUUGCUAUGGGGCAUCUAGUACAGACCUUCCAGGACAGUAGCACUGAGAAGUUACUGCAGAAACUUAGGGGUUGGUACAUGGAGAAGGAUGAGACAGUUUACAGAACAGGCUGUGCUUUAACUGUUCAUGCCAUGGGACGUUACAGCCCAGAUGUAAUGAAGAACCAUGCCAAACAGGUCAUGCCAGUGGCAUUUCUUGGCAUGCAUGAGGUCCUGGAUGAAGAGAAAGGAGAGAACGACAAUUCUACUCUGUGGACUGAAGUCUGGAAGGAAAAUGUACCUGGUACUUAUGGUGGCAUCAGACUGUAUAUGCAGGAGUUGAUAGCCAUUACCCAGAAGGCAUUGCAAUCCCAGUCUUGGAAGAUGAAAGCCCAGGGAGCAGCUGCCAUGGCAUCAAUUGCCAAACAGACUGGAUCCUUGGUACCACCAUAUCUAGGAAUGGUACUCUCUGCAUUGUUGCAAGGCCUGCCAGGAAGAGUGUGGACUGGAAAGGAGGAGCUGCUGAAGGCCAUUGCCAGUGUCAUCUCUGCAUGCAGUGCAGAGCUGCAGAAGUCUGUGCCUGGCCAGCCCAGUGUCGAUGAGGUUGUUCAGGCUGUCCUGAAAGAGUGUCACAAAGAGAAUGUCAAAUACAAGAUUGUGGCAGUGCGCUGUGUGGCUGGGGUGCUACAGGAGAUGAAGGAAGAUCGGUUCCAGGAGCUGGCAGAUAUCGUCUUUCCUAUGAUAAAGAAGCCUCUGCAGAACUUUCAUGAGAGCAUGGGUGCUGGUUCACCAAAGCACAACAAAGAGGAUGAGAAUGAGAGGGAGAAGGAAGUGCAGAUGGAAUCCCUGCUCUGUGCCUUCGAGAGCUUGGGCAAAGCCUGGCCUAGGAACCCAGAGACACAGCGCUGCUAUCAGCAAGAGUUGUGCAAGUUAAUGUGUGAUCAUCUGAAACUUAGUACAUGGAAAGUGCAGCUCGGAGUGCUACAGGCCAUGAAUGCCUACUUUCAAGGGUUAAUGCUGUUCAAUGAGGAGAAUUCAGACCCUGGGGCUUUGACAGAAAUACUGUUGGAAACCUGUUCAUCUAUCACCCAUUCUUUAGAAAAGAAAAGCUACACAUCCAUAAGAACAGAAGCUUUGUCUGUGAUAGAACUACUGCUCACCAAACUGAAAGAAACUAAACAAUGGGAAAGCCUUACACUGGAAAGCAGAGCACUCCUCAUUGGUUCAUUAACUACGGUGACAUCAGAUAGCAAACCCGAGUUACAAGAGAAAGCAUCUUCAUUGAAGAAAACACUUGAAAAUCUUGACUAAAUUGUAAAGCACAAACUACAAGGUGUCAUGUAAAACAAACAAAAAAGUGCAGUGAUGUGAAAAUCAAGUAGGAAAAUGAGAAUUACUCUGUAGCAUGCGUCAUUCAUUGGUUAAAAGAAAAAAUGCCUUAAAUUUUGUUCCUUUAAUGUUAUUUUUACUCUUUUAAGCUGCCAGUUAGUUGUUAUUGUAUUAGUAAAUACCUAUAAUGAUAUGCCCUAUAAGGCUUGUAAGCAUGCAACAUAAAAAAGUGUUAAGGGCAAGAUACAUUUAAUUUUUCUUUCUUUUAAUAGGCAAAAGAACGUUAUUUAAUUUUUUCCAGAUCAUCUUUGUCCCUUGAAGGAAUUGUUGAAAAACCACCAGCACUGGAAAAUGAAAUGUAUAUUUUCAUGUCACUGUAUCUUGUGUGUAGAGAUCUAAUACUUGCUGUCUAAACAGUGAUUCUUUGGGUCUCUAUAGGAGAACUAGUAUUUGUUAUCUGCAAGGAAUGAAAUGCUGCCUCUGCUAAAGUCUGCACUGGAAAACAACUCCUACACUUCCCAGGGGCAGGAUUUCAUCCAACAAUUCUCCCUCUGCUUCUCCUGUCUGCUCCUCCCUUGCAGCCUGUUUUCUGUCAGUUGUGAAAGGUAGAGUAAUUAACUUUCUUUCCUCCAUCUCUGAACUCAGAAUGGACUGACUGAGACUAUGCCUUCCUCAGCUAACAACCCCUGCUUCCCCAAUUUUAAAGAAGAACCUUUUUCCUCAAAGGAUGCAUGAGAAAGUACUUAACUGAGCUGUGUGGGGAUGAAGUAGUUUGGGUCUAGUUAUAACAAGCCAAGGUGGAAGACUGCUCUUCUCAAAAUUGUUUUUACAUGGACACUCCUCAACUGCAGCAAAAACAAGAUAAAUUAAAACAAUCUUUUUUAGGCAUGUUUUUGAAGAGUGUUCAGAGUUUGCAAUGACACAUUUUUAUAGUAGUAAUCUUUUUUUCCCUUUGUGUUCGUAAGCCUGUUCUUGCUUUGGAAAGCUGUAAUGAUUUAGAUCUGUCAAUGUCUGUAACAAACUGAAUCAUCUGUCAUUUCUCAGAAGCCUAUCUCACACUGGUUUCUAGCAAAUACUCUUUAAUUUACAUUUAAGAAGAAAGACCAUAUCUGCAUUAACCCGGAGUAAAAAAUUCUAUUUGAUGAAACGACCAUGCUGCCUUGUCCCCCUUUUCCUCUUUACAGACAGGCAUAAAUCUGGCCACAAUGACAACAGGCUUUUAGCAGUGUAAAGUGACCACUGUACCUUGAUCAGACCAGUAUGUGUACAGCUUCUCAGAGGUGAAUGCUUUGCUGAUAGUGAAAUAAAAUCAUUAGUGUUGGCAAUAUCAUG